Molecule: messenger RNA, 1135 nt
Organism: Alnus glutinosa
Lineage: Eukaryota; Viridiplantae; Streptophyta; Magnoliopsida; Fagales; Betulaceae
Product: histone H2B-like
Exons: 2
Coding region: 82-954 (290 amino acids)
Biological process (GO): nucleosome assembly
Cellular component (GO): nucleosome
Molecular function (GO): DNA binding; structural constituent of chromatin; protein heterodimerization activity
Source: RefSeq, a predicted model, not a curated record
AACUCCUUAUUUUCACAUCUCACAUUUCUUAGCCAAUUCUCUCUCUUUGUGUUUGUUUCCCAAGAAAAAAAGAGUAUUACGAUGGCCCCCAAAGCUGAGAAGAAGCCAGCAGAGAAGAAGCCGGCCGAGGAGAAGAAGUCCACGGUAGCGGAGAAGGCUCCGGCCGAGAAGAAGCCGAAGGCCGGGAAGAAGCUUCCUAAGGAAGGCGGAGCUGGCGUGGCGGACAAGAAGAAGAAGAGAACGAAGAAGAGCGUGGAGACUUACAAGAUCUACAUCUUCAAGGUUCUCAAGCAGGUGCACCCUGACAUUGGGAUCUCCAGCAAGGCCAUGGGCAUAAUGAACAGCUUCAUCAACGACAUCUUCGAGAAGCUCGCCCAGGAGGCCGCCAGGCUCGCCCGCUACAACAAGAAGCCUACUAUCACGUCUCGGGAGAUCCAGACCGCCGUGCGUCUCGUGCUGCCCGGUGAGUUGGCCAAGCACGCGGUCUCUGAGGGGACCAAGGCGGUCACCAAGUUUACUACCGAGAAAAAGCCAGCGGAGAAGAAACCGGCCGAGGAGAAGAAGUCCACAGUAGCGGAGAAGGCUCCGGCCGAGAAGAAGCCUAAGGCCGGGAAGAAGCUGCCGAAGGAAGGCGGAGCCGGCGCGACGGACAAGAAGAAGAAGAGGACGAAGAAAAGUGUGGAGACGUACAAGAUCUACAUCUUCAAGGUGCUCAAGCAGGUGCACCCUGACAUCGGGAUCUCCAGCAAGGCCAUGGGCAUCAUGAACAGCUUCAUCAACGACAUCUUCGAGAAGCUUGCCCAGGAGUCGUCCAGGCUUGCCCGCUACAACAAGAAGCCUACUAUCACUUCUCGGGAGAUCCAGACCGCCGUGCGUCUCGUGCUGCCCGGUGAGUUGGCCAAGCACGCGGUCUCUGAGGGGACCAAGGCGGUCACCAAGUUUACUAGCUCUUGAAUUGCACGGCUGCCGGGACUAGGGUUUAUUGGGGUUGGGGUUUGUGAAAUUGGGAGAAAAUUUUAGGGUUAGGGUUUUCUUUUAAUUUCUAUGUCGGUUUCCUUUUUCUCUUAUUAGUAUGUGUUUUAGCUGAUGUAAGUACUGAUAUGCUUUAAUAUUGAACUAAAGUAUUUUUACCCAA